AUGGCAAAUUUGCAAUGUCUGGUUUCGGAGUUGAAGGCUGGUAGAUAUAUAGAGACUUUUGUGACAAGGCUUCUGCAUUUUUGGGAAGCACAUAAUGUGACUAACGGUGGUGAUCUCAUGGCUGUUUAUAUUGCUUUGGUGGAUGAGAAGACGCCCGUUUCUAUUAUAUUCUCGGAGAGACCAAUUUUGUUGAGAUUUUACAAAAUGGUCAACUCUAGGAUAAGACAAACGAGAGAAAAAUUAUCAAGUGGUUUAAAGCAUAUAUAA
Molecule: messenger RNA, 267 nt
Organism: Eruca vesicaria subsp. sativa (arugula)
Lineage: Eukaryota; Viridiplantae; Streptophyta; Magnoliopsida; Brassicales; Brassicaceae
Source: the annotation of a GenBank genome assembly